Telopea speciosissima is the source of this 3573-nucleotide messenger RNA. Its product is annotated as ubiquitin-activating enzyme E1 1-like. Gene Ontology annotation, cellular component: nucleus; cytoplasm. The record is from RefSeq and is a predicted model, not a curated record. Lineage: Eukaryota; Viridiplantae; Streptophyta; Magnoliopsida; Proteales; Proteaceae. Gene Ontology annotation, molecular function: ubiquitin activating enzyme activity. The coding region runs from base 351 to 3407 and encodes 1018 amino acids. The transcript is spliced from 7 exons. Gene Ontology annotation, biological process: DNA damage response; protein ubiquitination; ubiquitin-dependent protein catabolic process.
UAUAUAUAAGCAGAUUGCAGGGGAAGAAAUCCAGUCUAGAUUUUUUUUUAAUCAUCAGAGAAAGAAGAGCAAGCUUCUUCUCCUUCUUCUUACAACCAGAAUCCAAUUCCUUUCUGCAACAAAGUUUCAUUCGAAAGAGAGCUGUUGGAGGAGAGAUAGUGGACGACGAUCGUCACAACACGGAAGUUUUGCUCAAGAAACCUCGGAUUGAUUCCUUGAUCUCUUCAUCCGCAACGGAGAACAACAAGAAGAGCAGCGGCAGCAGUAGCAGCAGCGACGGAAACAACUGCAGUAUCAGUAGCAGCAGCAACAACAACCACAGCGGCAGCAACAUCGUUGGGCUGCCGAACAUGGCAUUGGGUGAUGGGAAUCCACCGGAUAUCGAUGAGGAUCUGCACAGCCGGCAGCUCGCUGUGUAUGGCCGGGACACGAUGAGACGGCUCUUCGGCUCCAACAUCCUCAUCUCAGGGAUGCAGGGCCUCGGUUGUGAAAUUGCAAAGAAUCUUAUUCUUGCUGGUGUCAAAUCUGUGACGUUGCAUGAUGAAGGAACGGUGGAGUUGUGGGACUUGUCCAGCAACUUCAUUUUCUCCAAAGAUGACGUUGGCAAGAACCGUGCACUUGCUUCUAUUCAGAAGCUGCAAGAAUUGAACAAUGCAGUGCUCAUUUCUACCUUAAGCACUGAAUUGACCAAAGAAAAGCUUUCUGAUUUCCAGGCUGUAGUUUUUACUGAUAUCAGCUUGGAUAAAGCAAUCGAAUAUGAUGAGUAUUGCCAUAAUCAUCAGCCUCCAAUUUCUUUCAUCAAAACUGAAGUCAGGGGUCUUUUUGGUAGUGUUUUCUGUGACUUUGGACCUGAGUUCACUGUUGUUGACGUCGAUGGUGAGGAACCACAUACGGGUAUAAUUGCAUCCAUCAGCAAUGACAACCCGGCUCUUGUGUCUUGUGUUGAUGAUGAAAGGCUUGAAUUUCAGGAUGGGGAUCUCGUUGUUUUCUCUGAAGUCAAGGGCAUGACUGAAUUGAAUGAUGGGAAGCCAAGAAAGGUUAAGAAUGCAAGGCCUUACUCAUUCGCUCUUGAGGACGACACAUCAUAUUAUGCUGCAUAUGAGAAAGGUGGUAUUGUCACACAGGUGAAGCAACCAAAGGUGUUGAACUUUAAGACAUUGAGAGAAGCACUCAAGGAUCCAGGUGAUUUCCUUCUGAGUGAUUUCUCCAAGUUUGAUCGUCCUCCUCUGCUACACUUAGCAUUUCAAGCACUAGAUAAGUUUAUAUGCGAGGUUGGACGUUUUCCUGUUGCCGGGAUAGAGGAGGAUGCUCAGAAGCUGAUAUCUUUGGCCGUUAACAUCAAUCAGGGUUUAGGAGAUGGGAAGCUGGACGAGAUUGACCAGAAACUUAUGCGGCAAUUUGCAUUUGGUGCAAGAGCAGUUCUAAAUCCCAUGGCUGCCAUGUUUGGUGGUAUUGUUGGUCAAGAAGUUGUCAAAGCAUGUUCUGGAAAGUUCCAUCCACUUUUUCAGUUCUUCUACUUUGACUCGGUCGAAUCCCUUCCUACUGAACCGCUAGACCCCAUUGAUGUGAAACCAUUAAACAGCCGUUAUGAUGCACAGAUUUCAGUGUUUGGAUGCAAGCUCCAGAAGAAACUAGAGGAAGCCAAAGUAUUCAUUGUUGGUUCUGGUGCACUAGGGUGCGAGUUCUUGAAGAAUCUAGCUCUGAUGGGAGUUUGUUGCAGUGAGAAGGGGAAGCUAACCAUUACAGAUGAUGAUGUAAUAGAGAAGAGUAACCUCACCAGGCAGUUCCUCUUUCGGGAUUGGAACAUUGGACAGGCCAAAUCUACUGUUGCUGCAUCUGCUGCUGCUUCAUUAAACCCCCGCUUUCAUGUUGAGGCUCUGCAGAACCGUGCAAGCCCUGAGACAGAAAAUGUGUUCAAUGAUGCGUUCUGGGAGAAUCUAGGUGUUGUCAUCAAUGCCCUGGAUAAUGUUAAUGCUAGGCUGUACAUUGAUCAGAGGUGCUUGUAUUUCCAGAAGUCGCUCCUGGAGUCUGGAACACUAGGUGCCAAAUGUAACACACAGAUGGUAAUUCCUCAUCUCACUGAAAAUUAUGGUGCCUCAAGGGACCCACCUGAGAAGCAAGCGCCCAUGUGUACAGUGCAUUCAUUUCCCCACAACAUUGAUCACUGCCUGACAUGGGCACGUUCCGAGUUUGAGGGCUUGCUUGAGAAGACACCAGCAGAAGUAAAUGCAUAUUUAUCCAAUCCAAGUGAAUACACAGUGUCUAUGAAGAAUGCUGGUGAUGCUCAGGCCAGGGACAAUCUGGAACGUGUUAUUGAGUGCCUUGAUAGGGAGAGAUGUGAAACAUUCCAAGAUUGCAUUACUUGGGCUCGUUUAAAGUUUGAGGACUACUUUGCUAACCGUGUGAAGCAAUUAACUUUUACUUUCCCUGAGGAUGCAGCAACCAGUAAUGGUGCCCCGUUCUGGUCAGCUCCCAAGCGUUUCCCUCGCCCAUUGCAGUUCUCUGCUGAUGGUCCUGGUUACCUCCACUUCGUUAUGGCAGGAUCCAUAUUGCGUGCGGAGACAUUUGGCAUACCAAUUCCUGAUUGGACUAAAAAUCCUAGGAAGUUGGCUGAUGCUGUUAAUAAGGUGAUGGUUCCAGAUUUCCAGCCCAAGGAAGGAGUCAAAAUCGUCACAGAUGAGAAAGCCACAAGCCUGUCUACUGCAUCCAUAGAUGAUGCAGCUGUCAUCAAUGAUCUGAUCAUGAGGCUGGAACAAUGCCGGAACAAACUUCCUUCAGGGUUCAGGAUGAACCCCAUACAAUUUGAGAAGGAUGAUGACACCAAUUACCACAUGGACUUGAUAGCUGCACUUGCGAACAUGAGGGCAAGGAACUACAGUAUUCCAGAAGUUGACAAGCUCAAGGCCAAAUUCAUUGCAGGAAGGAUCAUCCCAGCCAUUGCAACUGCCACAGCAAUGGCAACCGGACUUGUCUGCCUGGAACUGUACAAGGUUUUGGAUGGGGGACACAAGCUGGAAGACUACCGCAACACCUUUGCUAAUCUGGCACUCCCACUUUUUUCUAUGGCAGAACCUGUCCCACCCAAGGUAAUCAAGCACCGGGAUAUGAGCUGGACUGUAUGGGACCGCUGGAUCUUAAGGGACAAUCCCACCCUCCGGGAUCUGCUGCAAUGGUUGAAGGACAAGGGGUUGAAUGCUUACAGCAUCUCAUGUGGAAGUAGCUUGUUAUACAACAGUAUGUUCCCCAGACAUAGGGACCGAAUGGACAGGAAGUUGGUGGAUCUUGCUAGGGAAGUGGCUCGUGUUGAAGUGCCUCCAUACAGAAGUCAUUUGGAUGUUGUUGUGGCAUGUGAGGACGACGAAGACAAUGACAUUGACAUCCCUCAGGUCUCAAUUUACUUCCGGUAGGCUAUCCUGUUAGAUAGGUGAGUGAGUUGGUUGACAUGGUCGGGUGUUUAUUCACAGUGUUGCCUUUCCAACCUGAUUCAGUUGAUACACAAGCAUUGGAGAUUAUAACUCUACAGAAAAUUCAUACAUAAUUGAAACCAACUUUGUAUGCGUGAUAUGGUGACAA